AUGGUUUUCUAUCGACAAACAUCUGCGGCCCAGCAGGUGGCUCUGAGCACACGUGCAUCGAUCGUGAUCAUUAAGACCGCCUUGAAGACGGAGAACUUUGAAGAGGCCUUGAAGACCUUUCGCGAGCUGAAAGCCUUGUGGACCGGCCCGAGCGCUCGGCGAAUGGCAGAUCGAAUGGCCAUGUGGGGCCCUCCACAGCUCCCAGGCAGAUUGUCGCCCAGCUGGUCGACAUGGCCUGCAAGGACACGCCGCGUAGCCCGCCCCUCUGCCGCUUGGUUCUGCACCGAGCCACAGGAGCACGAGCUGAAGCGCUUUCUGCCCGAGCUGGCGUCCGUGCCCCUCUCCGAAGAGGUCCCGCGUGGCCAGAGCGGCCACGGGAACCGCGUGGCCAUGGUUCGCGUGGAAUCGAGCGGUUUCGCGUGGCGAGCGGAACGCGUGGUUGGUGGUUGGGCCUGGCUUUUGGGCGUGCAUCUCAUGGUCAGCGAAGCUGUUCGAGAGAAGGAUGAAGAGCUCUUGGGUCAGGUGGAGCAACUGGCACGAGAAAAAGAGAUUGCCUUUACUGAGUCAACCUAUGGCAUGCUCAUCAAGGGCUACAAAGGAAGCGACGAGAAAGUGGAGCAGCUCUUUUUGGAGGCCUUGGAGAAGAAGCCCGACGCAGGACCUGAACUUUGCUUGGCCUUGCUCCUGUGCUGCCAGCAGACCAGGAACUUCGCCUUGGCGGAGAGGGCCUAUGAGCACUUCUCCAAGCAGAUGUCGUUGCCGAUCCUGGCGGCCUUCAUUCGCUUCCACUCGGAGGUGGAAAACUACGAGAGGGUCUGCGACAUGUAUGAAAGGGAUGCAUCGCCAUUGCGCGAGAAAGCCGCAGGGGAAGGCCGCAGCAUUUUGGAUUCUCGAAUGGAGUGCGGCGCUCAGGGCUGA
This is a messenger RNA of Durusdinium trenchii, 918 nucleotides long. The record is from the annotation of a GenBank genome assembly. Lineage: Eukaryota; Dinophyceae; Suessiales; Symbiodiniaceae.